AUGUCGGAAAUCUCGGAUGAUAAUGCCACCGAAACCGCUACAGUCGAACCUGCUGUUAAACGUCAACGAAUCCCAACCCAGAAAGGGUUUCAAAACACACUGUUACAGAAGACAUCGGACUUCAAUAAAGAAACAAAGGCAUUACAAAAGGCAAUCCUCUCUGUUCACGCGGCAUUGAGUGAGUCGGAAACAUCAAAGUUGAAGAGCGCAACAGCCCUUUUGGAGAAAAGUAAACAAACAUUUGAAAUCAGUCUCGGGAAUCUUAAACGUCUGUUCGAACAAGAUAAAUGGAAAGAAACUGUUGACGUGGAGCCCGUUGUAGAGCGAACAAGUUACACACAUAUUCAACAAGCAGAAGCCACAUUAUUGGAGGCGGCUAAAAAGCUUAGUAGCGAGACUAAAGAAACGUCUUCGAAGAGAUCUGGACGUUCAGCUUCGGGGCACUCUGGUAGAUCUAUGCGAUCUCGCGCAUCGUCAACUUCUGCCCGGAUACAAGCCCUGGCAGAUGCAGCGGCAGCAAGACGUCAAGCCGAAUAUGAUUUAUUAAUGGCUGAGAAAGAAAACGCGAGAAAACAAAAGGAUGCACACGACGAAAGAGAGAGAGCAGCCACGAAAGCACAGCACGACCACGAUAUGGCAGUCCUAGCCGCUAGAAAACUUACAGCCGUGGCAGAAGCAAAACUAAAUGCCAUCGAACGAACUAUAUUAAACGAAAUAUCCUCUCCAAGCAAACUUGACGAAGACACAAGUGCCACUUCAAGACAACGUACCAAAACAUGGGUGCAAGACCAGAAACAAAACGUGGCUCCAGACACUAAUCUAACCAAUGUCACCGGUAGUAGAAAGCUCGGCGUUCGAUUUGAUGAUCAGCCUCGUCAGACGGAUCCAAUUGCGACUGAUCCUGGUUCAGAGCAGUUACCACAACAAAUCCUCAUCGGUUCCCAUCGGUACCCAGAAAUCCCCAUCGGUCCCCAUCGGUACCCAGAAAUCCCCAUCGGUACCCACUAUCCACAACAUACCCUCGAGUACACCCACUAUCCACAGCAUACCCUCGAGUACACCCAUCAUCCCCAUCAUCCACAACAGAACCCUGUUCAACCUUACCCACCGUAUACAACCGUGGAACACGACCCAGCUACAGUGGUAAACGAAUGUUUGGGGGCCGUCGCAGCAACCAACGAUAAAUUGACCGCCAGUUUAGCAAGAAUAAGUCUUCCUAAAUGUCACCCCGACAUAUUCUUCGGCGAUGCGACUAUGUUUCAUCCGUGGAAAAGCUCUUUCAAGGGUAUGAUUAGCGACUCUGAGAUAACCGCAGAACAAGAGAUGAACUAUUUGCACAUGUACACUAGGGGAGCACCACAGAAAUUGGUGAACAGUUUUCGCAAAAGACAAUAUGGCGACUCGAACAAGUUGUUGAAAGAACUCUGGGUGGAGCUAGAAAAUCGUUUUGGCAACGUAGCGAUCAUAACCAAUACACUACUGACGCGAUUGAAAGAGGCUGCAAAAUUCACUGACAGGGAUAAGAAAAGUCUGCAGGCGUUUUCAGAUCUGUGUAUCGAUGUGUCUUCCCAGAUUAAGCAACUUCCUGGACUUGCCUGUCUGAACUAUCCACACACCAUCCGACCAAUUUUAACUAGUUUGCCAACAUCUAUUCCUUCCAAAUGGGAGAAAAGAGUUGUGGAGUUUGCUGAAAAAAACGCUGACACUUAUCCUGAUUUCCAUGCUUUCGCCAACAUGAUGAAAAGCCAAUCUUGCUUACGGAAUUAUCCUAACGUCACAGCCACAGAUAUGCCUGGAAAGUGGAAAGAGAAACCGAAAUUCGAAGACCACCAUACCAUCUUGAAGGGAGAAAUCGAAACGGAAGAACAGGAAGAUGUUACUAAACAUUGCGCCUUCCAUGACAGACAAGGACAUAAUCUAUCAGAAUGCAGAGCUUUCGAACGUAAGUCUUUGCAAGAGAAGACGGACUGGUUGAGACAAGCUGGACGUUGCUUUCGAUGCCUGCAAUCAAAUCAUCUAGCUAGGGAAUGUAAAGCCAGCAUUAAGUGUAACAAAUGUGGAAGCAAGCGUCACUUGGAUAUACUUCACAUGGAGAAGUUAAAGAAGAAAGACAACACGGAAGAAGAUAUAACAUCAGCCCGUACCAACGUCAAAUGCCAACCAAUAUCUGGAGUCUCCUGUAGCAAGAUUGUGUUACUCGAAGUUUUCCAACAAGAUGAACCCGAUCGCGUUAUUAAAGUAUAUGCCUUGAUUGACGAGCAAAGCAAUUCCUCCAUGAUAUGUCCGAAGUUAGCAGAUGAGCUUAGAAUAGUUGGACCCAAGGAGAAGUACUUCUUAUCUACGUGCGGUGGAUCAAAAGAAAUUAGAUAUGGCCGACGCGUGCCUGGAUUGGUGGUAAAGUCAACGAAUGGAAUUUCAAUGCCAUUGCCGACCUUGGUAGAAUGCGAGAAUAUUCCUACAGACAAACGGGAAAUACCAACACCAGAGUUAGUUAAGAAAUUCCAUCAUCUGCGAGAUAUUGCCAAAGAAAUCCCGCCGUUGGACCGGAAAGCCGAGGUUGCCUUACUCAUUGGCCGGGACGCUCCUGAACUGAUGAAAGUCAGAGAAGUUCGUAACGGACCGAUAGGAACACCUUGGGCGCACAAAUUGGCUAUUGGAUGGACUGUCUGUGGAGAACUGUGUCUAAGACGUGAAGGUGGGCCUGUCCAUGUGCGAACGCAUCGUACCGUGUGUCAAAAGUCGUCCUAUCCAGAAAUAGACAAUAUCCACGUGGAACCCAAAGUAAAACCAUUGGCCAAUUCCUCCCACGAGAUCCUGCAUCAUGAAUACAUUCCAUGCCCAAACAUGUUCGAGAUAAAAGAACCUCGCGAAAAAUUGGAGGACAACCGGGAUGACGUCUUUCGCACAACGAGUCAUGAUAACGAGCAGAGUAUGUCCGUAGAAGAUCGGCGCUUCAUAGAAAUAAUGGAAACAGGUAUCCAUAAAAACAAUUGGGAGAUGCCACUUCCCCUUCGAAAGACCAAUGUCACUUUCCCAAACAAUCGAGGUCAAGCCGCAAGUCGUAUGAAUAAUCUGUUGCUCUCGUUCAAACGCAAACCUCAAAUGGAAAAGGACUACUUUCAAUUCAUGCAGAAACUACUAAAACGGGGACACGCCAUACCAGUUCCGCUCAACAAAGUAACGAAGACAACUCAUGA
Molecule: messenger RNA, 3197 nt
Organism: Paramuricea clavata
Lineage: Eukaryota; Metazoa; Cnidaria; Anthozoa; Malacalcyonacea; Plexauridae
Source: the annotation of a GenBank genome assembly